Stylonychia lemnae is the source of this 1935-nucleotide messenger RNA. Lineage: Eukaryota; Ciliophora; Spirotrichea; Sporadotrichida; Oxytrichidae. The record is from the annotation of a GenBank genome assembly.
AUGGAAUCCAUGCCUAGAAAAAAGAGAGAUCCCAAAUACUAUAGGUGCUCUCUCUGCAAUAGACUUGCUGCUAGAAAAUUUAAACCGCUUGAUAUUCAUGCAGCAGCUGAACAAUAGAAAUACUAUAAAAAUCUUCAGUAAUAUCAAUAAUCAAGAGAUUUCAGAAGAAUACAUGAGCACAUUGCUUAAACAGAGGAAUUGCUUUGCCAUAAAUGUAAGAGGCCGUAUUAUGCUUAAAAGUAUCUUGAUACAAAGCAAAUGUUUAGAAGAUGUGAGGCAUUGCUAUUGACUAUUUUGAAAAUAAUUAAAAAUUACGGGAAGUAUUAUAAAGUUGAAGAUGACAAUGAGAAUAUGAAGUAAGUUAAUUUGAUAGAAAGUCAUUAUCUUCCAAAAGUAAAGGAAAUCACUGCUUAGCCGUUCAUUGAAGUCAAAGAUUUUAAGGUGAUAGUUGAGAUUUAUCUAGCAUAUCACAACGUCAGAUUAGAGAUAUUGCGUCACAUAAUGCCAAAAGUAGAAGAAGAUGAUGCAAAGAAUCCUAAGAAAAUCGAAUAGAAGGAAAAACAAAGGUUGAUAGAUGAGGAUAGAAAAAUGAGAUACAAAUUUUAAUUCAAAAUGGCAGAUAGCACAAAGAUGGCAAGAGUUGAAAAAAAGGCAGAUAGUAGAUUAGAAGUAUAUAGAAGAUAAUCAUAAAAAUUCAUAAUAAAGUACAGAGAGACUGUGGAGUUUAACAAGACUCAGUACUACCAUAAUAUGCCUUAAGAUUUCAAGAGAAAGGAAAUGUUUUGUUUAAAAUUAGGCUCCAAACUUGGCAAUAGAUUUUAUGACUGGGAUCCUGGUAACCCUUAAUCUCGUUGGAUAAAGCAUUAUAAAGAAAGUUAAAAUUGCCCAAUAGAUGAGGUAUUUCAGCUGUUAGUAUUCAAUGGUUAUUUAUAUAUGUUUACGAGGUACGGCAUUAUGAUAUAUAGUGUAUUUGAUAUGAUUAACCCAGCAAAACUUAUUAAAUUUUAAGAAGUUGAUAAUAAAGAUGGAACUAACCUCUAUCAUGAUUAUUUUGAUAGAGCAGUAAAAUGCCAUUUGACUAAGCAGGUGAUAGUGGUCUUUGAAUAAUGCAUAUGGCUUUUGGAUGGUCUUAAUUUUUCUGGACCUUUCUUUCAUAAGAUGACUAUAAAGUUUUUUGAUUUUAAGGUAUGGAUCAUUAAUAAGUCAACCUUCGUGAUACUAGUUCAUGCCUCAGGGAAUGUAUUGGAAAUUACAGUAUUUAAGAUGAAAGAUGGAAAGAUUGUUAGCAGCAGUCCAUUUACUACUGAAGAAUUAUAAAAGUUAAAUUCAGUUCAUCCUCACACAGGUGCAUUAAGAGGCCAAGUAAAAGUGAAUUACAUAGGAAAUAAGAAGUUUACCUUUCAUUAUAAAAAGAGGACUAUCUAUUUUAAAUUCAAUUUCAAGAAUCACACAUUCAAGGAAUAUCACAAAUACUAGAAUCACAAUUAGCAGUGGAAUGUACCGUUCAUGGAUUUGUUCCACUAUUCAAAUGAGGCUAUUAUUGACAACUGCAUUUCACUAAACAGAUGGAAAUUGAAGAUGAAAGAUCGUAAGAAGCAAAUGCUAAAGAUUAGCACUCUCAUUAAUUUUGACCAUAAACCGGCAUCUUUACAAUAGAAAUAUUGUCCACAUUUGAAAUAUGAAAAGUACCCUUUAAUCGGAGUUUGUGAUACCUUCGAAUAUGUUGUUCAUAACAUGAUGAACAAUGAAAUGGUUAUGUUGAUGGAUAAAAGAGAUGUUAGAUGCACUCAGAGGAAUAGACAUAAGUGGCAAGCAUUUAAUAAGAAUCUCCAGUUUUGCAGGAUCAAUCUAGGAUCCAGUAAUCGUAAUUCUUCAAGAAACAUGUAUGCAAUGGUUAGCUUGAGAAAUCCAAAUUAGGUCCUAAUAAUGUAUUGA